Acanthochromis polyacanthus (spiny chromis) is the source of this 1420-nucleotide messenger RNA. RefSeq names its product taste receptor type 1 member 1-like. Gene Ontology annotation, cellular component: membrane. Lineage: Eukaryota; Metazoa; Chordata; Actinopteri; Pomacentridae. The transcript is spliced from 5 exons. The record is from RefSeq and is a predicted model, not a curated record. Gene Ontology annotation, molecular function: G protein-coupled receptor activity. Gene Ontology annotation, biological process: G protein-coupled receptor signaling pathway. Bases 1 to 1377 code for a protein of 458 amino acids.
AUGGCAUUUGAAAUGGAGUUUCACCUGGAAGGAGAUUAUUUGAUUGGUGGACUCUUUGACAUUCAUCCUGCCAGCAGCUCUCUUCGUCGUGACAGACCAGAAGCCAUCGACUGCUCCAGUCAACCCAUCCUCCUCUCAAAUUACCGGAGGUUUCAGAUAAUGAGAUUCUCUGUCGAGCAGAUCAAUAACUCCACCAACCUACUGCCCAACGUGUCACUCGGCUACGAGAUAUUUGACCACUGCUCAGAUACGCAGAGCUUCCAAGACAUUUUGAAGCUCAUCUCAGUCAGUGGGUUGAUUCAUCCUUGGGGGGAACCACACCGGCAACAAGCACAAAAGUCCCAAAACUCCACAGUGAUAGGAGUGGCAGGUCCGUUUACAAGCACCUUUUGCCUAACAGUGGCCCCACUGCUGAUGGCGGAUCUCAUACCAAUGGUCACUUAUGGAGCCUCUAGUUCUGUUUUUUCAUCCAAAAUAAAAUACCCCUCUUUCCUGCGGACGGUGCACGCCAAUCAAGACGUCAUAGAAGUGAUUGUUAACAUCGUGCAACACUUUGACUGGCGCUGGGUUGCUUUCCUGAACAGUGAUAAUGAUUUUGGAAUUGAUGGACUGAAUAUGUUCAUUAAGAGGAUUGAGGAUACCGAUAUCUGUCUGGCGUAUAGCAGAGGCCUCAACGACAACACAGAUCACCCUCAGAUGUUAAAGCAGAUUGAGGCGCUGAAUGUAACUGUCAUAAUAGUUUUCUCUCCACAACUGGAAGCUGAAGCUCUCAUUAAGGCAGCGAUACGACUGAAUGUCACAAACAAGGUGUGGAUAGCAGACGAAGGCUGGUCCUUAAACAAACCGCUUCAGAAGCUGGAAAGAAUCAAAAACAUUGGCAUUGUCCUCGGGGUGUCUCAGCCAGAGUUCCCAAUACCUGGUUUCAAUGACUUUAUCUAUUCUACCAAAAGCCAGCCUCUUGAUAGAGACGCAGGAGGACAGGAUCAGGUUGGCAACUGCAGUAGCAUGAAUGCUGAGGCUAUUCUGGCUGUGGACCCAUCGUUCUCUUUUUCCGUUUAUUCUGCCACAUAUGCCAUCGCUCACGCCUUGCACAGCACCUUACGAUGUGGAGCCGGCAGAUGUGACAAAAAUAUCACAGUGUACCCACAUAAGGUUCUGGCAGAGCUGAAGAAGUCAAACUUCACACUUUUAGACCAACACAUUCGGUUUGAUGCGAACGGUGACCCCAGGUUCGGAUCCUAUGACGUAAUUCUAUGGAAAUACGGGGGUGACGCGCAGGUGAUUGGCUUUUAUAAAUUUCACUCAUCAGCCAAUUUCUACAUCGACGACGCCAAAAUCAAGUGGUUCGCAAACGGGGAGGUUAGUGUUUUCUUAUAAUAUGUGCAGAAUUACGACAUAAUACAGUGUUUUCCAUGUGUGA